Molecule: messenger RNA, 2094 nt
Organism: Punica granatum (pomegranate)
Lineage: Eukaryota; Viridiplantae; Streptophyta; Magnoliopsida; Myrtales; Lythraceae
Source: RefSeq, a predicted model, not a curated record
UCAUCCUUCCUUCCUUCCGCCCUCUUUCUUUCGUUCCAUCGACACGGAUAUCAUCGGCGAUCAGAAAAGCAAUUCGCAAAGAAUUGAAGGACUUGAGAACAGAGGAGAAGAUGCCGCCGCCGCCUGCAGCAGGAGGAGGCGGUGACGGGGCCCAGCAACAGAGGGCCCCCGGCUUUGGCCUCUCCGGCAUCGUCCGCAUGAUGGUCUUUUGGUACUUCGCGUCCAAAUUCUUCUCCCCUAAGAAGCCCGCUACUGACCCCGCCAUCCUCAUGUCCAAUCUCUUCCAAAAGGGCGAAUCCUUGGAUAUGUGGCUCUAUCUCACUGAACAUGAAAGGUUCAAUGAAUUUGGCAAUGAUGCUGCGCUUGUUUGGCAUGAAACGAGUAUCCCCUAUGCUGUCUGGGGACCUGAGAGUACUCGGACACUUUCUUUGAAGUAUCACCCUUCCGAGGCUUUGAAGCGCAAUGGGAGUCUAUAUGCUCAUGUUUUCUUUGCGCGUUCUGGAUAUCCUCCAGAUCCUAAUGACCCAGAGUACCAGCCUCUUGCUGCUUUUGGGAGGACACACUCUGUCGUAGCAUAUUUUCCCAAGUCAAAAGCAGAUAAGCGGAGACAUCUGCUUGGAAUUAGCGAAGGCUCAGGCGAGGCUGAGAAAGUGUCUGAGGCUAUCGAAGAGGAUAAGGAUGAAGGCCCUGUUGAAUGGGCUCCAUAUUGGAAGCCAAAUGUUACGAUUAAUCUCGUUGAUGAUUUUACACGGUAUCCCAAUAAUGCCGUCCCACCAAACAUAGCUCCUUACUUGAAUGUCGAGCCUCGUUCAGGGAAUUAUUAUCCAAGUAUCUUCUUCAAUGAAUUUUGGUUGCUCAGAGAUAAGCUGAUAGCGAUUAACGAGACAGUGGAAGAAUUGCCACUUAAUCUGGAAGUGGGUCCAAUCAGCAUGACCAAGUGGCAACUAUUCUUACAGAUUGAUCAGUCAUUCCAGAUCCAUCGUAGUUAUGGAAGUAUGCUUGAAGGCGAGGCAGAUGAAUUAAAGAGGGUCUUCUUGGAAGGGAAUCCUUAUCUGCUGGUGAUCACAACUGUUGUUUCGUUGCUGCAUUCAGUAUUUGACUUCCUGGCAUUUAAGAAUGAUAUCCAGUUUUGGAACAAAAACAAGUCUAUGGAAGGACUCUCGGCAAAAUCAGUUGUUGUGAGCUUCAUAUCGCAGCUCAUUGUUUUCCUCUAUCUACUGGACAAUGACACAUCAUGGAUGAUACUUGCUAGUUCUGGGGUCGGCUGCUGUAUUGAGUUCUGGAAAAUAGGGAAAGCCAUGAUCAUAGAGAUUGAUAGGAGUGGCAGGAUACCCAUGCUGAGGUUUCGUGAUCGGGAAUCGUAUGCUGGGAAUAAGACAAAAGAGUACGACGAUCUUGCCAUGAAGUAUCUGUCCUAUGUCCUUUUCCUCCUCGUUGCAUGCUCGUCAGUCUACUCCCUCAAGUAUGAGCGCCACAAGAGCUGGUAUUCUUGGAUCCUCUCUUCAUUGACGAGCUGUGUCUACAUGUUCGGAUUUAUCAUGAUGUGUCCUCAGCUGUUUAUAAACUACAAGCUGAAAUCAGUGGCUCAUCUUCCCUGGAGGCAGAUGACAUACAAGUUCCUAAACACCAUCAUAGAUGACCUUUUCGCCUUUGUCAUAAAGAUGCCAACACUCCAUAGGUUGUCCGUCUUCCGUGAUGAUGUGAUAUUCUUGAUAUAUCUGUACCAAAGAUGGGUAUAUCCAGUUGAUAGGUCACGUGUCAAUGAGUUUGGCUUUGGCGGUGAAGAUGAUCAAGCAGCAGCUUCUCGUGGGGAGGAGGCAGCUGCUUCUGCUAUUGAAGGCGAUAAGAAGACCAACUGAGCUUUUCAUUUUCAUUACUGUUAUGACAUUAGAUCAUUGUUUAAGCUUAAAGUUUAACACUGACCUGAAAGUGGGAUUCCGUCCUUGCUAGGAGGAAUUCUUCAUCUAUCCUCUCAUUUACGCCGUAGGUGAUUAUUAUUAGGUGGUGGUUUUGUAGAAUUAUCAUCGUUGUUUUCUCUAUCUUUUCUAUAGACAAAAGAAAUAAUCAUUAAUAGAAUUUCCAUUUUCCCCUGAA